This is a messenger RNA of Portunus trituberculatus (swimming crab), 4600 nucleotides long. It is a transcript of the gene Actn, whose product is annotated as alpha-actinin, sarcomeric-like. Gene Ontology annotation, molecular function: calcium ion binding; actin filament binding. Bases 144 to 2822 code for a protein of 892 amino acids. Gene Ontology annotation, biological process: muscle cell development; actin cytoskeleton organization. Gene Ontology annotation, cellular component: Z disc; cell projection; plasma membrane. The record is from RefSeq and is a predicted model, not a curated record. The transcript is spliced from 18 exons. NCBI's taxonomy places the organism in Eukaryota, Metazoa, Arthropoda, Malacostraca, Decapoda, Portunidae.
CGGCGAGGUCAGUGCUGUGCCGCGCGAGCUCCUGGACAGGGUGGAUCUCGCCGCUCCCGGGUGGUGGUGGUGUUGCUAGCGUUGAGAGAGAGAGCGAGAAAGAAAGAAAGCGAUAGUGGUGGUUCCUCCCCGACCCGUGCACCAUGGAGUACCAGAACGACCAAGACGAGUACAUGGAGCAGGAGGAGGAGUGGGAGAGGGAGGGCCUUCUCGACCCCGCCUGGGAGAAGCAACAGAAAAAGACCUUCACUGCGUGGUGCAACUCUCAUCUUCGCAAGGCGGGCACCCUCAUCGAGAGCAUUGAGGAAGAGUUCAGGAAUGGCCUUAAGCUCAUGCUGCUGCUCGAGGUCAUCUCCGGCGAGACCCUCCCCAAGCCAGACCGCGGCAAGAUGAGGUUCCACAAGAUCGCCAACGUCAACAAAGCUCUCGACUUCAUCGCCAGCAAGGGAGUCAAGCUGGUCUCUAUUGGAGCGGAAGAAAUCGUGGAUGGCAACCUCAAGAUGACUCUGGGUAUGAUCUGGACCAUCAUCCUGCGCUUCGCCAUCCAGGACAUCAGUGUGGAGGAGAUGACCGCCAAGGAGGGUCUGCUGCUCUGGUGCCAGCGUAAGACAGCGCCCUACAAGAACGUCAAUGUCCAGAACUUCCACACCUCCUUCAAGGAUGGCUUGGCCUUCUGUGCACUCAUCCACCGACACAGGCCAGACCUGCUUGACUACUCUCAGCUCUCCAAGGAUGAUCCUCUGCACAACCUCAACCUCGCCUUUGACAUUGCAGAGAAGCACCUUGAUAUCCCCAGGAUGUUGGACCCUGACGACCUGGUCAACACCCCGAAGGCUGAUGAGAGGGCCAUUAUGACCUACGUCUCUUGCUACUAUCAUGCCUUCCAGGGGGCACAGCAGGCGGAAAUGGCUGCCAACCGCAUCUGCAAGGUGCUCAAGGUCAACCAGGAGAAUGAGAGGCUGAUGGAAGAAUAUGAGCGCCUCACCUCUGACCUUCUGGAAUGGAUCCGCCGCACACUGCCCUGGCUUCAGGCCCGCCAGCCCGACAACACCCUGUCUGACCUACAGAAGAAGCUGGAGGAGUACCGCCUCUACCGCCGCAACCACAAGCCUCCCCGUGUGGAGCAGAAGGCUCGCCUGGAGACCAACUUCAAUACCCUCCAGACCAAGCUGAGGCUGUCCAACCGUCCUGCUUACUUGCCCUCUGAGGGGAAGACUGUCACAGACAUUGCCAAUGCCUGGAAGAACUUGGAGGGCUGUGAGAAGUCCUUUGAGGAAUGGCUUCUGUCUGAGAUGAUGAGGCUGGAGAGGCUGGAGCACUUGGCCAAGAAGUUCAAGCACAAGGCACAGAUCCAUGAGACCUGGACCCAUGGCAAGGAGGAGAUGCUCAAGAGCAGCGACUUCCGUCACUGCAAGCUGAAUGAGCUCAAGGCUCUCAAGAAGAAGCACGAGGCCUUUGAGAGUGAUCUUGCUGCCCACCAGGACCGUGUGGAGCAGAUUGCAGCCAUUGCCCAGGAGCUCAAUGCCCUUGAUUACUAUGACUCGGCCACCAUCAACACCCGCUGCCAGUCCAUCUGUGACCAGUGGGAUCGUCUUGGCACCCUCACCACUACUCGCCGCAAUGCACUCGAGGAGACAGAGAAGCUGUUGGAGAAGAUUGACCAACUGCACUUGGAGUUUGCCAAGAGAGCAGCACCUUUCAACAACUGGUUGGAUGGCGCCUGUGAGGACCUGGUGGACAUGUUCAUUGUGCACACCAUUGAGGAGAUCCAGGGACUCAUCGACGCCCACAGCCAAUUCAAGGCCACGUUGGGUGAGGCCGACAAGGAGUACCAGGCCAUCACUGCUCUGGUCACAGAAGUGCAGAACACUGCCCAGAAGUACCAAAUCCCUGGUGCCCUGGACAACCCAUACACCACCCUCACCGCACAGGUCAUCACCAACAAGUGGGGAGAAGUGCGCAAGUUGGUACCCCAGCGUGAUGCAACACUGCAAGCUGAGCUCCAGAAGCAACAGAACAACGAAAGUCUUCGCCGCCAGUUUGCUGAGAAGGCCAACGGUGUGGGGCCAUGGAUAGAGAAGCAGAUGGAUGCCGUGGCUGCCAUUGGCAUGGGCAUGCACGGAUCUGUGUUGGAGGACCAGCUGAACCGUCUCAAGGAUUAUGAGAAUGCCGUCAUCAGCAACAAGGCCAUCAUGGAUGAAAUGGAGAAGAUCCACCAGUCUGUGCAGGAGUCCAUGGUGUUUGAGAACAGGUACACCCAGUACACCAUGGAGACCCUGCGUGUUGGGUGGGAGCAGCUCCUCACUUCCAUCAACCGCACCAUCAAUGAGGUGGAGAACCAGAUCCUGACCAGAGACUCCAAGGGCAUCAGCCAGGAGCAGCUCAAUGAAUUCCGCUCCUCCUUCAACCACUUCGAUAAGAACAGAAAAGGAAAGUUUAUGGCUCCUGAUGAGUUCAAGUCUUGCCUCAUCUCUCUUGGCUACUCUAUUGGCAAGGAUCGACAGGGUGAGAUUGACUUCCAGCGUAUCUGCAGCAUUGUUGAUCCCAACACCACUGGCUACAUUCAGUUUGAUGCUUUCCUGGACUUCAUGACAAGGGAGAAUGUGGACUCUGACACUGCAGAACAGGUCAUCGACUCCUUCAGGAUUCUGGCUGGAGAUAAGCCUUACAUCCUUCCUGAGGAGCUGCAGAGGGAGCUGCCCCCAGACCAGGCAGAAUACUGCAUUCAGCGCAUGCAGCCAUACAGUGGACCCAAUGCCCCACGCGACGCCCUUGACUACAUGUCCUUCUCUACGUCUCUCUAUGGUGAAAGUGACCUGUAGAUCCCCUGACCCAGCUUGAUGUCACCUCUCACCACCACCACCACCACUACCAACCUGCCAGAUGGGGAUGUGGCAGCUUUUCCAGAUGACACUAGUUUGACUUGAUUAAUCUAUGUGCCAUGUGAUGUCUGAAGACACCCAGCACAUGGAUCAUGGCUCAGCCUGCUGGAAGCUGCUCCACCAUAGUGAUGGUGGUGGUGGUGCUGAUGGUGGUGACCAAGGCUACGUAUCACUAUUUCAUAAAAUAAAUUCAUCGUAAACUUAAAGAGAAGCUUCAGCAUCCUACAGUUUGACAACACCUGCAGCUCCCUCCCACUCCCCACCUGAGUCCACCUCAGAGGAUAGGCUUGCAGGUGACUUCUCUUUUCUUUUUUUAGAGAAGAAAAUAUUUUUUUUUUACCUCAAUACAUAAGUAUGAGGAAUGAAAGGAAGAAGCUUUUUUUCUCUAAUUUAAGUUGGAAGUGAAUGAGAUUUGAUAGGCAUUUUUAUUUGUUUGGAGAUAUCCAAACCUAAAAACUAGAGGGUCUUUUCCGUCAGUGGGGAUUUUGGGGGUUACCACUCAGUAUUGGUGCCGUGCUGAAUUCUGCACAAAGGAAGAAAAUCACCAUGUGGACCGGGUAGUUGCGGCAGCGAACGAACUUUGAAAAUAACGAUUACCCCUUUAUGUUCAGAUUUUUCUUCUUGGUGCUUCUAGGGUGUGGAGGGUCAGGGGUGGGGGACAACAACACAUGCCAAGCUCUGCCCCCAACUCUGCCUCCCUCAACUUUCUAUCUCUAGGCUGGGUACACGAAUUUCCCCCAGCACCAACUCCCCUCUUCCCCUUCUACACAUACAUACACACGUACGAACACUGCCGCCUGAAGUGCCUCUUUCCCUCUCCCUCCCAUGUGUGUCUGCCCUUCCUGUCUGUCCCUCUGUACAUUGUCUGACUGACACAUGAACCUGCCAGAAAGCUUGCCACACUGCACCUCAAUAUGCAGCCACAGCAGUUAAUCUUCUGCCAAUGCAAGGUAUUUGUGUGAAGAUAUCAUUUCUAAUGAAAACUUUUGACCAUUAUAAACUUCACAAGCUGAAUGAUGCCUCAUAAUGAAAUGCUAGUUAUACUCUUAAUUGUACUUUUGUCAUCAAUUAGAAAAGAAGGCAAAUUGGUAACCAGUACAAAGACAUGAGGUGCCUUAACAUAAUCAAGGCUGUUUGAAAAAAAAAUUGGCACCUUUCUGUGGCAGCAGCAGAGGUGGCAGUCUGCAGUGGUGUGGCAAGGCACUGAAGGGCCAUGUGCUGUCAUGGUGUAACCCAGGAAUCUAGUCUGUGACGCUGUGGCCGCCUGUAAGCUGCUUCCUCUGUAAAUACAAUUGUGUACUAUCCUUCCUUUCUUCUGCUAAUUUAAUUUGUCAUAGGGCAUGUGAUGUGUAUAUUGCCACUAUAUCUUAUGUUUGCUCCACUGCUAUUUGAUUUUUGUAUAAUACACCCACCAUUCUGCCUUUAUGUUGGAAUUUCAUUAAAAAAUUUUGCCGACAACAGAGGAAGCUCUGCCAGCUUCCUCUGUUGAACAUACAAUGCGCCUUAUUUGUGCAAGCGCCUCUAGGCACACUGCGAUCUUGCAGUCUCUUGCGUCCAUUUCUUGGUAAAUCUACUGUAAUUACUGUGUUUAUUUAUUGUUAAUGGCAACAAUUGAUGGCUAGGAACGCAAUGACGGGCUAAUUAUUAUUUUUUAAUGUCAAACUACGAAAUCUUGUACUUGUUCCUGUGAGACCAACUAAAUAAACAUUACUAAAUAA